Adelges cooleyi (spruce gall adelgid) is the source of this 1182-nucleotide messenger RNA. Its product is annotated as cathepsin B-like cysteine proteinase 3. Lineage: Eukaryota; Metazoa; Arthropoda; Insecta; Hemiptera; Adelgidae. Gene Ontology annotation, cellular component: lysosome. The transcript is spliced from 6 exons. Gene Ontology annotation, molecular function: cysteine-type endopeptidase activity. The record is from RefSeq and is a predicted model, not a curated record. Bases 156 to 1076 code for a protein of 306 amino acids.
ACAUAGCACUUUAAAUAUUACGGUAUAAAAUAUUAUAAACGUGCAACUUAUAUAACAUUAUAUUGUUAAAACAUGUCGCAUUCAAAAUUAUUUUUCCUCUGAAUAAUUGCUUGUACUUAAGUAAGAAUUAAUUUUUACGCACGUUAUACGCCACGAUGAGUACUACAAUAGCCAUAGGAUUUUAUUUGUUACUGUCUCUUAAUUUUUCUGAAUCGUUAAUUAUUCAAAAUCCAGUUGAUGUAAAAGAAAAUAAUUCUUAUAAGGAUGAAGGUUUAUUCAGCGAUCUUAAUACGUUUGAAGGAAAUUCCGUCGCACAAUAUAACUUUUUUCUACCCAAAAAUUUUGAUGCACGCAAAAAAUGGCCGAGAUGUCGUUCAAUAGGCGCUGUUCGAUUUCAGUCCAAUUGCAAUUCUGAUUGGGCUAUUGCGGCUGCUGGAGCUUUUAGCGAUAGACUGUGUAUUACCAGUAAAGGUAAAACGACAGUCAACAUAUCGGUUGAACACAUACUCACUUGCGCUAUAAGAGACGGAUGCAGAGGAGGAGAGACCAAUAAUGCUUGGGAUUUCCUCGGGUACAACGGUGCCGUAACUGGAGGUGACUACAGAUCAUACGAGGGGUGUCAACCGUAUGAAAUAGCACCUUGUGGAUCUUCCGGUUAUCCGAAAUGUAAUAAAACCAUUGCAGACACGCCAUGGUGCUAUAGGUACUGUACAAAUACCUACUAUAGAAGGAGCUAUGACGGCGAUUUGUACAGGACUCGUGGACGUUAUAAGACAAUUUCGCCCAAAAACGAAAACGCCAUUAUGAAUGAGAUUUAUUCCAACGGUUCGGUAGCAGCUGUAUUUGAUGGCUACAAAGACUUGUUUGAUCACAUUUCUGGGGUCUAUGUUAGAAAGUCUAACGAGUUUAUCGGACGGCAUUCGGUGAAAAUAAUUGGCUGGGGUAUUACAGGAAGACAAUCUUACUGGCUGAUGGUAAAUUCUUGGGGUGAACGUUGGGCCGAACAGGGACUGUUCAAAAUGGAGAGAGACACAUUGAGUAAUUUAUUCGGAAGCAUCACAGCAGGAUAUGCUUGAUAUAUUUUGGUGUAUUAUAAAUGUUAUAAUUAUACAAUUUACAUAAUCUAUAUAAAUGUAAAACAAAUUUUAAUUUUAGAAAUUAUAGGUAAUAGAUUUUGUUUAA